GAUUAUAUCACCGCAACACACGAGCGGUCACUGCUGAUCAGCAUCUGGUGAUUCUGAACGUCCUGUUAUGGCAUCUGGUGAAUCCGAACGUGCUGUUAUGGCAUCAGAUGAUUGGGCACAACCUGAUAUGUCAUCAGUUGAUUGGGAACAUCCUGAUAAGGCAUCAUUGCAUGUGAUACAUGCUACACUGUGUGGAGGCAUAGUUAAAGUUCCGUCCUGGGAAAAAGACAUCAAUAACCUUCCAGAUGAACGCAGAACAGCUCGAUGGCCUUUCCGUCGCAGGAACCGAACAAAUGAAGCACCCAUCAAUAUAAUUGAUGAACCACCCAUCAACUUGACUGAUGCAGCAGCAGCAAUCAACAUAAUAUCUGAAAGAAAACCCAUCAGCAUGACUGUCUCAACAAAAAAAUCCGAGGAACGAGGCAGGGGACGUCUAGAUCCCUAUGAACCUAGCGAUAGCUCGUCGAUGGUAAAGUCCCUCUAUGACGCAUGUAAAUCUGGAGACAAAGAAAAACGUUUCAAACAGCAUGCAAACUGUCCAGAGUUGUUUACACAGAACAGUAUCCUGUUCCCUAAAUCAAGAAAUAUAGAUGGCUGUAUCGCUGCAAAAUAUUCGGUGAUUAAAGAAAAAAGAAAAGCGGAUAACAAAUCCUUGCUCCAAGAGGCCCGUCGCUCUGACAAGUCCUCUCUCGUGGAAAUAACACGUGAAUUAAAUAAGUAUGAAAUUUAUGACAAAGAUGAGAAGGAGCAUAAGAUAAACAAAACAAUCCGUUAAAUGACCAAUGAAAACAAAAUUCAGCAUACUUGUAACAUCAAUUUAACGUUAUAUAACAUU
Molecule: messenger RNA, 835 nt
Organism: Mizuhopecten yessoensis (Yesso scallop)
Lineage: Eukaryota; Metazoa; Mollusca; Bivalvia; Pectinida; Pectinidae
Exons: 16
Coding region: 68-775 (235 amino acids)
Source: RefSeq, a predicted model, not a curated record